AUGCUGAACCUCAAUAUCUUCCGGCUACUGGCCGAUCUCUCCCAUAUCUCCUCCAAAUGUGUCUUGAUAUGGGCUAUCCAUCGAAAUAAGAGUGCAGAAGGAGUCUCCCUUCUGACGCAGAUGCUCUAUGCUUUGGUGUUCGUGACUCGUUAUCUCGACCUUUUCUCGAAGGCAGGAUGGAGGCACUUCUAUCUCGUAUUCUUCAAGCUAUUCUAUAUAAUCUCCUCGUUCUACGUCAUAUACCUGAUGAUGAGAGUAUUUCCCCGGACACGGGAAAGGGAGCGAGCCUGGAAGAUGGCUAUAAUCUCGGUCGCCCUAUCUCUGGUUCUGGCACCCAUAUCCAUUGUCAUCUUUUAUCGUGGUUAUCCCGAUAGAUGGUUCACAGAGACUUGCUGGACCUUCUCGAUCAUCUUAGAGUCCGUCUGUGUUCUCCCUCAAUUGUUGCUCCUGCGCCAAACGACCGUUCCAACAGUCAUCGAUUCAUACUACCUGCUUAUGCUGGGCUCCUACCGCGCCUUCUAUAUUCUCAAUUGGCUUGUACGGGGACUGGGCUCUGAGGGUCACUGGGACGUGAUUGCAGACCUCUACGGUGUCAUCCAGACGGCUUUCUACGUUGAUUUUGCCUGGGUUUACUAUACCCGCCAACGUGUGAAGCUCCGAAAUGGCGGAGUUGUUGACUCGGAAGAUUUCCGCCACAGCUGGCUAGUGAGCAAGAUCCUGAACUUCCGGCAGCGGAGGAGUGCAGAUGAGGAGCAAAAUCUAAAUGAGGAGGACGUGGAGGACGAGGAGGUCGCUGGUGGCGGUAGACCAAGGAACAACCGCUGGGGAGCAAGAGGGAUCUCCGUCUCGGCCGACGAUACGCUGGGAAACCAUCGUGGGACAGGCCAAGAUGAGAGUCUAGAAGGAUUCUUAGAAGAUGAAGAAGACGACGAUGACAAUAAUGGGUACCCUGUUAACGGGGGCGCUCAUCCGAAGCAGUCAACCGGGGUAACGGGCAGUCACGAAUGA
This is a messenger RNA of Aspergillus tubingensis, 1008 nucleotides long. Its product is annotated as ER lumen protein-retaining receptor. The coding region runs from base 1 to 1008 and encodes 335 amino acids. Gene Ontology annotation, biological process: protein retention in ER lumen; endoplasmic reticulum to Golgi vesicle-mediated transport. The record is from RefSeq and is a predicted model, not a curated record. Gene Ontology annotation, cellular component: cis-Golgi network; membrane; endoplasmic reticulum. NCBI's taxonomy places the organism in Eukaryota, Fungi, Ascomycota, Eurotiomycetes, Eurotiales, Aspergillaceae. Gene Ontology annotation, molecular function: ER lumen protein retrieval receptor activity. The transcript is spliced from 3 exons.